Chironomus riparius is the source of this 1416-nucleotide messenger RNA. Lineage: Eukaryota; Metazoa; Arthropoda; Insecta; Diptera; Chironomidae. The record is from the annotation of a GenBank genome assembly.
GUCAAAAAACGUAAACAUUGAAAUUAAAUUUAGAAUUUGUCAUUAAAAAUGUCAGCAAAUAAUUGUAGAUUUUGCUAUUCAUCCACAACAAAGCUAAUAUCAUCGAUAUCUGAUGAAAUUGUAAAGAAAUUCAUCGAAUAUGUUCCAGAAAUUAGCAUUACAGCAGAGCCACAAUAUCCAUCGAGUGUUUGUCAGUUGUGUUAUGGAAAAGCAAAAAUUUCAUUCGAUUUUAUUCAGAAAAUUUUAGAAGUUCAGAUUAAAUUUAAAGGAACGAGAUCAUCAAGAAAGACUCAAUCAAGCUUAAAGAUCGUAAGCACAAAAUCCUUAUCAACAAGUGAAGCACUAGAAAAAGUCCAAAAAGUAGGAACAAUAAGUAUCAAGAAGGUCAGUGCAAUUAACCAGACAAUUGAACCAAAACAAACAAAACAUGAAGACUUACUUGAGGAGUUGGAGGAACUGCAUGAAGAUAAUGACGAGGUAUAUGAUGUCGAUGGAUCUUCGGAUGAAGAAUUUCAUGUAGAAAAGCCAGAAAGUGAAGAUGACGAGGAAUUUUUAGAGGAUGAUGAAGAUUUGUCAGAUGACAAUUAUGAACCAGCGUCAAAGAAAAAGAAAGGAACUAGAAACAUCAGUAAGGCCAGAGCCAGUGGAAGUGCCAAGAAGAAGAAAGCUGUAGCUACACCAAAGGAAAAGAGCACUAAUAAUACAUCAUUUGACUGCAAAGAAAUCAUCAUCGAAGCUCCAAUCGCCUUCUCAUGUGCAAAAUGUCGUGAAAAAUUCACAAAUUUUGAAGCCUUAACUGAUCACAUGAAGUCGCGCAUCUGUCACAACGAGCAAAGCAACUGUAAAGAAUGUGGAAAAACGUUCCUUAAUAAAAAGUCUCUCUACAAUCACAUGUCAUCGCAUCGACCAAAAGAGAAGUACAUGUGUGAAGUCUGUGCUAAGGAAUACAAUCAUCAGUUUGAUCUUGAGGCUCAUAUGGAGUCAGCACAUCAGAGAAUUGUCAAGCGUGAUUGUGUUUAUAGAUGUACGCAUUGUAAUGAAAAGUUUCAGUCGCAUUUGGAUUUGUUGGAGCAUGUUAAGGAACAUCAGAGGGAAAAGAAGGAAGCGCCAAGAUUAUGUGAAAUUUGUGCUAAAGUUUGUCCUAAUUUGAAGGCUUAUCAGUCACAUAUUAUUAUUCAUAAAGAGAAGAAGGCUCAUACUUGUGCUGUUUGCGGUAAAGGAUUCUCAAAGCUGUUCUUGUUUCAACAGCAUAUGCAUGUUCAUACAGGAAUUAAGGCUUUUAGUUGUGAGAUAUGCAAUAGAAGUUAUGCAAAGAGAGAUUCACUCAGAAAUCAUAAGAAACGUGAUCAUCCGGAAUAAACUAAUGUACUAUUCAAAUAAUAAAUGUUAAAAAAUUAAUAAAAAUAUGAAAACAAU